GCCGAGCCCCGCCCGCCGGGCGCCGGGGCCGGGGCGGGAAAGUUUGCGGCGCGGGGGCGCGGCCGCGGGAGGAGGAGCGGGAGGCAGGAGCCGCGGCUGCUGCAGCUGGUUCCGCGGCACUGAGCCCGCGGCCGCGGAGCCCGGGGCGCUGCUGGGCAGGACUCAUGCAGCCAAUAAUACAUAUAGCUAUGUAAGAUUUUGAAAACAGGAUUCCUAUUGUUAUCGAUUGAUGAUCUAUUGGAAGGGAAAUAUUAGAUCUUAAGGCUUUGACCUCCUUCACACUUGAACUAAAGUUCAGCUUCCAUGGCCUCUGAAGAAUCUCCUGGUCAUUCAGACAUCUUUGCACGCCAGAAUUCCACCAGUGGCGUUUCUCUAGACUUUGAAGCAGACACCGACUACCAGUUUGUUGAAACCUUGGAAGAUCGCUACAAAUGUGCCUCUUGCCACCUAGUCCUUCACAAUCCUCACCAAACAGGAUGUGGUCACAGAUUUUGCCAGCAUUGUAUUAUUUCUCUGAAAGACCGGAGUGCAGUGCCUAUCUGCCCUGUAGACAAAGAAAUCAUAAAAAUGCAUGAGGUAUUCAAAGACAAUUGCUGCAAAAGAGAAGUUCUCAACUUGCAAGUAUUUUGCAAAAAUGUUCCUGAUUGCAAUUCAAAAAUAAUUCUAGGACGAUAUCGGGAUCACCUUCAGCAGUGUUGUUUUGAAAAUGUGCAGUGCACUAAUGAUGGAUGUCAUGAUCAAGUUCUUCGGAAGGAUUUAAAAGACCACUUAAGUCUGCAGUGCAGAUUUCGAGAAGAAAAAUGUCAGUACUGUAAUAACUAUGUGGUUUCAAUUAAUUUAAAGAACCAUGAGAACAAUGAUUGUCCUGAUUAUCCUGUGCCUUGUCUUCAAAAUUGUUCUCAGAUAAUACUGAAAAAAGAGAUUGAUGAGCACUUCUUUGUGUGUCCAGAGGCAGAAGUGGACUGUCCCUAUAAGCAAUAUGGUUGUUCUGUAAAGGUUAAAAGAGGAAAGCUGGCUGAACAUGAAAAUGCAUCCCUGAGGGAACACAUGCUACAGAUUUUAGAAAAGAACUCCAGAUUGGAAGAACAGAUAUCUGACCUAUAUAAGAGCCUGGAAUUCAAAGAGAGCAAAAUCCAACAGUUAGCAGAUGCAGUUAAAAAAUGUGAAAAAGAAUUCAGACAGUUUGCACAGCUGUUUGGUAAAAAUAGCAACUUGAUGGUAAGCACUCAGACUCUGGCCAAUCAUCUUGAUAAAUCUACAUGGCUGGAAACGCAAGUGAAGCAGCUCAUACAAAUGGCAAGCCAGCAGCAAAACAAAUUUGACUUGAGGCCACUGUUGGAGACCAUUGAAAAUGUAAAGCAGAAGAUUGCCCUUAUGGAAACAUAUGAUCAGCGUUUGGUUGUUUUGGAAGGUCAGUCCAACAAGCAUGAUGUCCACAUCAAUAUUCACAAAGCACAGCUCAAUAAAAAUGAAGAACGAUUUAAACUUUUGGAAAGCACAUGUUACAAUGGAAAACUGAUCUGGAAAAUUAUGGAUUACAAAUUGAAGAAAAAAGAAGCAGUAGAAGGUCGCACUCCAUCUGUAUUCAGCCAGCCAUUUUACACCAGCCGCUGUGGAUACAGAUUAUGUGCAAGAGCUUACCUGAAUGGUGAUGGUUCAGGAAAAGGGACACAUGUCUCCCUCUACUUUGUGGUGAUGAAAGGGGAGUUUGACUCAUUGCUACCGUGGCCUUUCAAGCAAAAAGUUACGCUUAUGCUUCUGGACCAAAGUGGGAAAAAAAAUCACAUUGUAGAAGUCUUCAAGGCUGACCCCAACAGCAGCAGUUUCAAAAGGCCAGAUGGAGACAUGAAUAUUGCCUCUGGGUGUCCACGAUUUGUGGCGCACACUGUGCUGGAGAACACAAAGAAUGCCUUUGUCAAAGAUGACACUCUCUUCUUGAAAGUAGUUGUUGAUUUAACUGACCUUGAGGAACUGUGAAGUGUGUCUGAAAGACACAACUUCUUAAUGACUUUAAAAAAAAAAAAAAAAAGACUCUUGGUGAUGACCAGCCAUGCAAUAAUGAAUUACCACUAGUCAAGCUACUUGACAUGUUUUUGUACUUUUUUGAAUAUAUAACAGCUAAUGAAUUGCCAAAGCACCAGCCUUUUGUUUGUUUGAUACUGCACUUAAGGCAGCCAUAAGUCCAAACUGAUGUUGUGGACAUGUAUUCAAACCAGUAUUUUGAUUUUGUACUAUAUGUUUUAGAAAUGACUACUUGUCUUGCAUCUCAAGUCUGGCAUCUUGAGAUGAAAAUACAGUGCAGGGCACUUGGGAACCCAGGCAGGUCUGUGGGUUCCAGGCACUUGCAUAAACAUUGAUCAGGCUGCUGUCAUUGUGGUGCACAGGUGCAUUUCACAUGGCUUGAACUGGAAACAUCUCAACAUUUACCCAAUUAUGAGUGUGUGUAUAUAUAGAUAUAGAUAUAGAUAUAGAUAUAGAUAGAUAUAUAUAUAUAUCAGGAUCCAAGCAGCGCCUUGACUGGGAAAACUGAGGGACAAAAGCUUAGUCAGUAGUUGCAGAGCUCCUACUUAUUGGAAAGUUUGAAGACGUGUCUUUUAGGGCAUGUUAGUACCACAGCUUCUUAUGACCUGGUAUCCUCUCUUUUUCCAGCUCAGUGCCUUUGGACUGAUCCACAUUGGUGAUGAACACACACAGUCCCCAUUUGAAGUCAGCAGAAGCUGCAGGUGCUUAUCUCUGUAUUUGGGAGGUAUGGCCAUUAGUGGUAGAGCCCUUAGUGGUAUAGCCAGACUAUCAGCUUAAGGGUAGCAGGCAACUUGGGUCUAUUGCUGGAGGAGUAGAACAGAAGUUAAAGAACAUUUCUCUCUCUCUGUCUGUCUCAAGGACCUCAUUGUACUAGGUAUUGUCAGAACAGAAGAAAAGGUGCGUCCCUGCUCCCCAGAGUCUUCAGUCUAGAGGCUAAAUAAAACUACGCUUUCUUGAAAAUCCAGCCCAAUUUAAAUCCUGUGACCUUUUUCAAAAUGUGGGUCUACAUUUUUAACCUCUUUUCUGAAGCCCAGAGGAGGAGAGAGUGGGAUUUUUGUUCUGAAUUCCUGUGUAUUGCAUGAGGCAUACAGAUGUGCAUAAAUGCUGAGGUCAGCUGCUGAGGAAUACUGGCCAGGUGGUAAUAGUGUAUCAGCUCUGCAAAAGCUUUAUGGCUACUUAAGGAGCUCUUUAUUUUGCUCACUCUUGAUCAUUUUGUUGGUACAAACAGAAUGAAGUGAAUGAGGUAGUUGGACAUCUACGCCUAAUUAUGUGCUCCUGGAGUCCAGCGGUGGUAGCAAACUUUUAACUUCUACAACAGCAGCAAGUAGUCAGGAUUGAUUUAGAAUAAAAGUAUGGGGGCAGGAUAAAGACCAAAUGGGAGCAAAGGCUGCAGGGAGAAAACAAGGGUGGAUUGAGUCAUCCUUGUGUCGUGACUUUUCAUGCUAUCAUCUUAAUAUUGACUGAACACUAGAAUUUUAGGCAUAAAUAUGUGUUAUUUUUGCCUGUAUUCUAAUACUUCUAGUUCUCAGGUGGAUUCAUGGAUACAAGGAAGACAGAAAUUAUGUCAAAACUAGAAAAACUGAACUGUUUUUUAAAAUCUCUGUAGGCUGCUAACUGUGCACAUCUCUCAGUACAAUAUUUCAAUUUAGCUGCCACGUGCCCUUGCUUUGGUAUAAUGCCAGUAUAUCCUGAGCCACUGUAGAGGUUAUACACAUUCCCAUGGCCAAAUUCUGCUUUGUUGCAUAGCUGCAGUUUUUGUCAACUUCAAUAAACAGUUGCAUCUUUACAACAGAGCAGAAUUUGGCCUUUUUUAAAUAUUUUAUUUUGAAAAGAAUGACUUUGUUUUCAAAAUGGUGCGGCAUGCUAGAAUGUAAAGAAAAAAGGUGAUAGAAUAUGACCUGUUAAACUGAACCUACCGUUGAUUAUUGCAGUAACAUCUAGGCUGUAACUUUCAAAGUGUUAUGAGUGGUGAUUCAUGGAAAUUAUACCAUCCAUUUCCACAACACUAUUCAAACGUUAAGCAUCAGAUACAGAAAGUAAUUGAGAAUUCAGAGAAAUAAAGGGGGAAGAGGAAGGCAUUGCUGUUAUCUGAGCAAGUCACGAAACUCUGCCUCCAUUUUCCCCAGCUGUAAAAUGGGGAUAAUAAUACUUGCAUCACAGGAGUGUUGGAACUGUUAAAUGUUUGUGAAGUGCUAUGAGCAUGAGCAGAGCUAAGUAUUAUUAGAACUCCAUUUCUAAGUGUUAGAUUAGGUGGUGGCUUUGUGGCGGUGACAAGUGUUUAGUGUGGUGUUGAGCAGAACUUCGGAAGCAUGUUCAAUUUUAUCCCAUCCAUAUUGCAACCUCUCCUCACCUACUCACAGACUGUUUGCACUUUUAAAUUUUUUGUUUUGUGAUUAAUGUAAUUUUAGAACAGAACUAUUUAAAUAGAUAGCCAAGCACACACCACUCUCUCUGGAUGAGGAGGGGGGCGGCACGGGGGAAGUCCUUGUCCAUGGCUGCCUUGUUUUGUAAAAAAGAAAAGCAAACAACAUUUUUAAGGGUGACCUUUUAAUCGACUCGUUUAUAUAAAAGCAACUGUGAGUUUGGGUUUUGCUCUUUCAAAUGUUUUUACAAUUUAUAAGCUGGAGUUUUAGAUGUUGUCUCUUUUCUGAGUGACCAAAACCUUAGCACCGCAUGGGUGUGGGAGGAAAAGGUUGAGCUGUUCUUUGCAUGGGAAACUUUUGGUGACAAUGGAGGAGGCAGGUAGCCAUGGGCCUGCCUACUGCCAGAGGCAGCGGUUUCAAUGGCCUCUACAGGAUUUUUAGCCGUUUAAAAAAAAAAAAAAGAAUAGUUCUAAUGGAAACACUGGCGUUUCUUUCUUUCUUUUUUUUUUUCCCUUCUAGUCCCACAUCGUCUCUGUACGAGGAGAAUAAGUGAUGAAUAAAGUGUGGAUUUUGCCACCCUA
This is a messenger RNA of Alligator mississippiensis (American alligator), 4966 nucleotides long. It is a transcript of the gene TRAF5, whose product is annotated as TNF receptor associated factor 5. Gene Ontology annotation, molecular function: thioesterase binding; zinc ion binding; tumor necrosis factor receptor binding. Bases 304 to 1977 code for a protein of 557 amino acids. NCBI's taxonomy places the organism in Eukaryota, Metazoa, Chordata, Crocodylia, Alligatoridae. Gene Ontology annotation, cellular component: plasma membrane signaling receptor complex. The record is from RefSeq and is a predicted model, not a curated record. Gene Ontology annotation, biological process: regulation of apoptotic process; positive regulation of canonical NF-kappaB signal transduction; protein K63-linked ubiquitination. The transcript is spliced from 12 exons.